AAAAUAACAGUAUGUUUUCAUUAAUUAUUAGUUUCACAAUUGUUUUGGCAAUUAGUGGCGAUUUAGAUGCCAGUUGUCAAUGGCCUCGACCGCCAAACUAUAACCUAAUUGGUCUAAAAUACUUAUUCACUAGCGAUCAGCAGCUAAUUAAACAAAUGGUUAAACUAGUUCAACAAAAAUGUCAAUUGUAUAAUACGACAGCUAAAUGGAUGAAACAACAAGGCCUUGACUAUAUGGCUGACAGAAAACUGGACAAUUGUUUUUAUGACAUACAGGAUACGAAACGUACUGUAUCGCCUAUCAAUCAAGUCAAAAAUCCAAUACUCAGGCACCAGUAUAUGCUUGUUGUAAUACAAUGGAUAGAUUUUUGGACAAUCUACUUAAAAAAUUGGCAAUUAAGCCAGAUGAAUUGUUCGUGGGAGGAUAUUGAAAAAUAUUACAAUUCAAAUAAAAAUGAUCUAGCUACUAUGGAAAAAAUUCUGGCCAUUAAACGUCGACAAGUUUUACAGGAAAUGCAAAUAGAAAUCGAUAAAGCUAACAUACAUCAACAAGAUCUAUUUUGGAUACCAUUCGACACAAUGACAUUAGAUGAAACAAAACGUGGUUUCGAAAUUGAUGAUAAACAAUUGUCAAAAAUAUCGGAUCAAUCGAUUAAAUUGAAAACAAUUUAUAUGUUGUUAAAUACGUUAGACUAUACACUACGCGGUUAUAAAGCUAAACAUUCGGAAUAACAAAAAUCCGGCACCAAUUCUUAGGACAAUCUGAUCACACUAUAUAUAUAUAUAUAUUCUA
Oppia nitens is the source of this 792-nucleotide messenger RNA. RefSeq lists its product as uncharacterized. The coding region runs from base 12 to 731 and encodes 239 amino acids. Lineage: Eukaryota; Metazoa; Arthropoda; Arachnida; Sarcoptiformes; Oppiidae. The transcript is spliced from 4 exons. The record is from RefSeq and is a predicted model, not a curated record.